CAAAUUUUUCCCCAGUUUUAGCCUAUAGCGGCGAGCGAGACAAUGAUUCAUAAAAUAACUUCGUACAUUUAGAUGUAUCUUGACACCCCCACUUAAAUUAGGUCCGAACGAUGUCCACAACGAUUGGUCAUAAUCAGUAUAUAUAAAACGAUAAUGAAGUAUCUUUUUUAAAAAAAUUGUAGGCAAGAAUCUUUUUCUCUGAGGCGAUCAUUUCAUAAUUCAAUUAUAAUUAGAAAUUUUGAUUCAAAUUAAUUCUAAUUUCUAUCAAUAGAUCAUAAUGUCUAAGUUGGAAAAAGUAGGUGUUUCAGAUGGAUCAGAUCCUGAAUUAGGAUCAGAUGGUUCAUUGUACAAAGAAGAUGACUUUAGUCAAGUUUAUACUGAAGAGCAAUUAAAUCAACAAGUUGAGGAAUUAGCUCAAUCAUAUGGUAUAAAUCAGAAGAAGUUAAUGUGGAAAAUUGACCUUUGGGUUGUUCCACCAUUUUGUCUUCUUUAUUUUCUUUCAUUUUUAGAUCGUGUCAAUAUUUCAAAUGCAAAACUUUACGGUUUAGCUGAAGAUUUGAAUUUAACUGGAAAUCAAUAUAAUAUUGCUUUAACAGUAUUUUUUGUUCCUUACAUUGUUUUUGAAGUUUUGGCUAAUUAUUGUAUUAAAUUUGUUAAACCUCAUAUAUGGUUGAGUACACUUAUUCUUUUAUUUGGAGGAAUUUCAAUAGGUAUGGGAUUUGUUACUACUUUUGGUGGUUUGGUCGCUUGUCGGUUUUUAAUUGGUAUUACUGAAGCUUCGACUUUCCCCUCAAUUUUCUACUUAUUAUCUACUUAUUAUUCAAAGGCAGAAUCUCAAAGGAGAUUUUCAGCUUUCUUCUCGUGUACUGCUUUGGCUGGAGCUGCUUCAGGAGCUAUUGCUUUCAAAAUCAAUGAUUUAGAUGGUGUUCAUGGAAUUUCAGCUUGGCAAUGGGUUUUCAUUAUUGAAGGUGCUAUUACUAUGGGUUGUGCGGUAAUUUUAUUCCUUACUAUUGCUGAUUUCCCAGAAGAAAGUAGAUUUUUAAAUGAAGAUGAAAGAGCUUUCUUAAAGAGAAAGUUGGAAAUUUUAAGUGGUUCAUCUUCUGCUUUUGAAAUCAAAAAUACCUUCAAAGAUGUUGGUAAAUGCUUUAAAGAUAUUUUAAUUUGGAUGCCAGCAUUAGCUUAUUUCGGUUUAAUUAUUCCUUCUUAUGGUUACGCAUAUUUUGCUGCUACUAUUAUUCAGCAAAUGGGCUACACUGCUGUAAGUGCAAAUCAACAUUCAGUUUAUCCAUGGUUAUGUGCCUUUGGUUUAAUCAAUAUAACUGCAUUUGUGUCAGAUAGGUAUAAAAGAAGAUUACCUUUUGCUAUAGGUACUUCACUUAUGGCUAUUGUCGGUUUAGCUAUGGUUUUGGGGGCUACGAAUGCACCAAGAGUAAGAUAUGCAGGUUGUUUCCUUACUGCUUCUGGAUUAUAUACUUCAAUGCCAUUAAUUGUAUGUUGGGCCGCCUUAAAUAAUGGGUCACAUCUUCGUAAAUCUGUUGGUACUGCUUGGCAAAUUGGUUUUGGUAAUAUUGGUGGUAUUAUAGCUACUUUCAUCUUUUUAGCUAAAGAUUCUCCAGUUUAUAAGCCAGGUUUAAGUACUUGUAUUGCAGCCGUUGUUUUUGCAAUGCUUUCAAUGUUCGGAUAUUUCUGGGCCUUAUACAGAAUAAAUAAUGCUAAGCAAACGGACGCUUACAGACAAAAAUUCCAGGAAUUAUCUGACAGAGAUAAAAUUAAUGCUGGUGACAGAAAUCCAAGAUUUGUUUACUUGUAUUGAAAUCUUGUAUAUUAGUUUCUCCCAUUGACUUUUUUCAAAAGUUUAAUAAUCAAAAAAUUAAUAAUCAAAAAAUCAAAAUUCAAAAAAUAAUCAUAUUUUACAUUCAAUGACUUAAUGAAUUCACAUAUCUACAUUAUCUACAUGUACAAAAACUUUUAAUAUAAAUACCUAAUCUUAUAAUCUACUCA
Molecule: messenger RNA, 2001 nt
Organism: Scheffersomyces amazonensis
Lineage: Eukaryota; Fungi; Ascomycota; Pichiomycetes; Serinales; Debaryomycetaceae
Gene: TNA1
Product: Tna1p
Exons: 1
Coding region: 278-1813 (511 amino acids)
Biological process (GO): transmembrane transport
Cellular component (GO): plasma membrane
Molecular function (GO): transmembrane transporter activity
Source: RefSeq, a predicted model, not a curated record